CCGAGGAAGGGUUAACGAAACAGAUCUGCGCAUGCUCAGAUUCGCGACAAUUCAAUCUGUUUCCAUAUCGCGUCCUUUUCAAUAGGGACCAGGCGCUGGUUCUGUGCAUCAUCAGCGAGCGCCGUGAAGCGGGAUUGUUUUGAAACGCAGGCUAAGUUAACACGCAAUCUGUGACGACCCCGCUGAGGAGUCCCCUGCAUCAGGAUGAACCCGUGGGACGCGCCGGCGCAGCCGCUGACCGGGGUCGCUCAGAUCAUGGCGAGGUGUGUCGCUGCAGGCGUCCUGUCUCAGGAGACCCUGGACUCAGUCCCGAAGGAUCCCGACCUCUUCUCUCCUCAGCUGCAGCAGGCUGAGCAGAUUGCAGCUGUGAGGAGAGAGAUCGACCAGAAAAGCCUGGAGGUGGAGCUGCUGAGGCUGGAACGGGAAGGAGCUGAUGUCACGCACCCAUUCCACCUGGCCCAGAAGUUUGAGUCGCUGCAGCGGUUCACCUCCCACCUGCAGGGGGUGCUGCGUGAGCAGAGGAGCCUGCGACAGAGACUCAUGAAGCCGCUGUGCCAGCAGAACCUGCCCGUGGAGGCCAGCCUGCACAGGUACGUCGUGGAGAUGCUGGGCCUGGCCAUCGACUUCAUCGAGCGGCUGGAGAGCAGCGUGCAGGCCAAGCGCUUUGCCCCCUCUGUCGCACAGUCAGUAACCACCCUGGAAAAUUGUCUGGCCCGGCUGCUCUCCCUGGUUAGUGAGAUGGAGGAGCUCUCCGAACAAGUUCUGCAGUGGAGGGGGGUCCAGGCCAGCCCCCCAGCGCUGCUGACGCCAGGAAGGAUCGCGAAAAAACGCAGCUGAAUUUUUCAUACAACUUUAAAACAGAUGUCUUAAGUACGUGUAACAAUAAGUAGCUUAAAUUGCAUCGGAAAUUGACUGGAAGUUGCCUGGUGUUUAAUGGGCUUAAUGGGUGUUUUAAGUUCAGGAAACGGGAGACGAUUUUCAGGCACUUUCCUUUGUUGAAACAAUUUGUAAUGGAGGUUUUCCACAACUCUCCCCAGUAUGCAAAGUUCAAGGAACACAAUCUAAACUUUAUUCAUCUGAGCCACUUGUCAUCGACUAGAUGCUUCAACAGUUGCCUGGUGUUACAUUGCAUUUAAAUGUAUAUUAACAAGACAUUAUAAAAGCAUUUCUUUUUCAUGCCUAUUUUUAGCUUAACGUUCUUACAAGUUUCUAUUUUUGUAUUCCAGGAAGUGAGCUUGAUAUGGUAGUAGGUAGAAUUGGCUGCUGCUGAAUGUGAAUGUUUGCAGAAUGAGAUGCAAUGUAUUUGUAUUUAAUAAAACUCUUUUAGAUUUGGGUA
Messenger RNA from Acipenser ruthenus (sterlet), 1336 nucleotides. Its product is annotated as HAUS augmin-like complex subunit 2. The transcript has 8 exons. Gene Ontology annotation, biological process: spindle assembly; microtubule nucleation; centrosome cycle. NCBI's taxonomy places the organism in Eukaryota, Metazoa, Chordata, Actinopteri, Acipenseriformes, Acipenseridae. The record is from RefSeq and is a predicted model, not a curated record. Gene Ontology annotation, cellular component: mitotic spindle microtubule; centrosome; HAUS complex. The coding region runs from base 205 to 837 and encodes 210 amino acids.